Messenger RNA from Myripristis murdjan (pinecone soldierfish), 2109 nucleotides. RefSeq names its product histidine decarboxylase (gene hdc). The coding region runs from base 45 to 2096 and encodes 683 amino acids. NCBI's taxonomy places the organism in Eukaryota, Metazoa, Chordata, Actinopteri, Holocentriformes, Holocentridae. Gene Ontology annotation, cellular component: cytoplasm. Gene Ontology annotation, biological process: L-histidine catabolic process; histamine biosynthetic process. The record is from RefSeq and is a predicted model, not a curated record. The transcript is spliced from 12 exons. Gene Ontology annotation, molecular function: pyridoxal phosphate binding; histidine decarboxylase activity.
CUUGCCAGUAUCUCUCUGCGGACAGAGCCUUCUCCAUCUCAAGGAUGCAAGCUGAGGAGUACAAUCGCAGAGGUAAGGAGUUGGUGGACUACAUCACAGAGUACCUGGGCUCUAUCAGGGAGAGGAAGGUGAUUCCAGAUGUGAAGCCGGGCUACAUGAAGGAGCUGCUGCCUGACAGUGCUCCUACAGAGCCAGAGGAGUGGGAGACUAUUUUCAAGGACAUUGAGAGAGUCAUCAUGCCUGGAGUGGUUCACUGGCAGAGCCCUCACAUGCACGCCUACUAUCCCAGUCUGACCUCAUGGCCCUCGAUGUUGGGAGACAUGCUAGCUGAUGCCAUCAACUGCAUUGGAUUCACCUGGGCCUCCAGUCCUGCAUGUACAGAGCUGGAGAUGAAUGUGAUGGACUGGCUAUGUAAAGCCCUGGGGCUCCCCUCCUUCUUCCUGCAUCAUCACCCUGACAGCAGAGGAGGAGGCAUACUACAGGGCACAGUCAGUGAGAGUACACUGGUGGCUCUGCUGGCUGCCAGGAAAGACAAAAUCCUGCAGCUGCGAGCUGAGCUGGACCAAGACGUGGACGACUCAGUCCUCAACUCACGACUGGUGGCCUACGCCUCAGACCAGGCCCAUUCCUCAGUGGAGAAGGCAGGGCUGAUCUCUUUAGUGAAGAUCAGGUUUCUGCCCACUGACGAGCAGUUUUCCCUGAGAGGAGACACUUUAAAACAAGCCAUCCAGGAAGACAGGAGCAACGGAUUGGUCCCUGUUAUGCUGUGCGCCACCUUGGGAACUACAGGAGUAUGUGCCUUUGACAAGAUAUCUGAACUGGGGCCAGUGUGUGCAGAGGAGGGCCUGUGGCUCCAUGUUGAUGCUGCGUAUGCUGGCUCUGCCUACUUCUGUCCGGAGCUGCGCUGGUCCCUCGAGGGCAUCGAGUAUGCACACUCGUUUGUCUUCAACCCCUCCAAGUGGAUGAUGGUCCACUUUGACUGCACAGCCUUCUGGGUCAAGGACAAAUAUAAGCUCCAACAAACCUUCAGUGUUGAUCCUGUUUACCUCAGACACGAGAACUCACAGGCGGCCACUGACUUUAUGCACUGGCAGAUUCCCCUGAGCCGACGUUUCCGUUCUCUCAAGCUCUGGUUUGUCAUGCGCGCGUUUGGUCUGAAAAACCUCCAGGCUCACAUCAGACAUGGUGUUGAGAUGGCAAAGCUCCUGGAAUCUCAGAUAAGGCGAGACCCAAUUUUCGAGGUUCCUGCUGAGCGGCACCUUGGCCUCGUGGUCUUCUGUCUGAAAGAAGGAAAUGAUUUGACCCAGGAGCUGCUCAGGAGACUGACACGGUCCGGCACCAUGUACCUCAUCCCUGCAGACCUCCACACCAAACGCAUCAUCCGAUUCACGGUGACCUCGCAGUUCACCACCUCAGAUGACAUCCUCAAGGACUGGGGCAUUAUCUCCAAGAUGGCUGCCAAUCUUUUGGCUGAGAUGAGGCCUCUGAGUAAGACAGAAGAGCCACAAGCUGGGGAGUAUGAGGCAAAGAGAGCAAAUGAGACCGACACAGGCAGAGUUAACCCCAACUCAGAGACAGAGCCAGAGUGUCCUGCUGCCAGGCUUGACAAGGCUCAGGUGGAGCUGUGGAUAGACAAGGCCUGGAACCGAUCAAGGAGGCCAAUUCGCUCCCUUAGCUGCAACAGUGAGCCUCUGCCUUACACUAACACUGGGCCGUUGUCCGUCUAUGACUUUGAACCAAGAUGUGGCACUAAAGACCCCACACCAUCCCCCUCCAUGAUGGAUGUCAAGUCAAGGCCGCUGCCUUCACCCACAGCGUCGGGCCCCCUCUUCAAGAUCCCAGAGAUGCCUUCAAGUCUCCUGGGUAAACAGGUCCUCAAAAAGCUGACCAAGUUCUACAGCGUCCCCAGUUUCUACAAUCAGUGGGUGCAGUGCAGUAGGUACCAACUGUGCUGCCCACUGAGGGCUCCCGAAGUUGCUCAGCAACAUUUCUCUUCCACCUGCAGAAGAAUGAGCUGCAUGUCUUCCUCCCCUGUUACGAGUACAGCUCCCUCCCCCACUCCCCUGGAAGCCACCAAUGUGCAUAAACUUCUGUGACGAUCCUGUGCAU